AUGGCUGUUGUAGAGGUCUGUGUUAAGGCUGCUGCUGGCGCCCCUGAAAAUCUUGGCGACUGUCCAUUCUGCCAAAGGGUGCAACUGACUCUGGAGGAAAAGAAAGUCUCUUAUAAGACGCACCUUAUCAACUUCAGUGACAAGCCCCAAUGGUUCUUGGAAGUGAAUCCAGAAGGGAAGGUGCCAAUGAUAAAAUUCGAUGAGAAAUGGAUUGCAGACUCUGAUGUGAUUGUGGGUAUUAUCGAAGAGAAAUACCCCAACCCUUCUCUCUCCCAUCCUCCUGAAGUCUCCUCUAUGGGUUCCAAGAUAUUUCCUUCGUUUAUCAAGUUCUUGAAGAGCAAGGAUCCCAGUGAUGGAUCAGAGCAGGUUCUGCUCGAUGAAUUGAAGGCACUGGAUGAGCAUCUCAAAGUGAAGGGACCUUAUGUUGCUGGAGAAAAUAUUUGUGCCAUUGAUCUGAGUUUGGCUCCAAAGCUUUACCAUCUUGAGGUAGCUCUUGGUCAUUUCAAGCGGUGGACUGUCCCUGAAAGCUUGAGUUACUUUCAUAACUAUGUGAAGUUGCUCUUUUCUCGGGAGUCUUUCCAGAAAACAAAGGCGGCAAAGGAAAUUGUGAUUGCAGGAUGGGAGCUGAAAGUUAAUGCAUGA
Molecule: messenger RNA, 642 nt
Organism: Fraxinus pennsylvanica
Lineage: Eukaryota; Viridiplantae; Streptophyta; Magnoliopsida; Lamiales; Oleaceae
Source: the annotation of a GenBank genome assembly